Molecule: messenger RNA, 2819 nt
Organism: Pomacea canaliculata
Lineage: Eukaryota; Metazoa; Mollusca; Gastropoda; Architaenioglossa; Ampullariidae
Exons: 6
Coding region: 231-776 (181 amino acids)
Source: RefSeq, a predicted model, not a curated record
UCUGCUCACCUAAUGUCGGGGUCGAGCAGCUGGAGAAGCAGAAGGAGGAAUUUGAAGACAAGGUGGCUGAAAUCUUGAACGGACGUUGCGGUAACCUGCACGACUCUGCAUGUCCACCUGGCCAACAGAUCAGGAGUGAGGACGUGCGCGUGGUGUCCAGCCGCCAGCAGGGCCGACAUCUCGUUGUUCUCCUCUCGGUGGCGACAGACGGCCACCUGCCGGCCGCAGUCAUGGCCGCCAGCGACUACGAGGAGCUGGAAACUCUCUUUCACACGGACCUACAGUCUCUCGACUUGCAGAACGAGGACAGCGAGGAGGCGGCAGCUGCACAUCUUCCUGAAUGGCUCAUCGGAGUCAUCGUGGUCGUAAUUCUUCUCAUCAUCGCCUUCUUCGCCAUGGUCAUUUACUCUCUGAUGAAGGAGAGAAAAAAAAGUCGAGCAGGCAGCUAUGGGGGUACCACUACAUCGGCUUCCAUUUGUGAGGACGUUGAGGUGGGCAAGAGUGAUGGUGCCAUCCGCAUCACGGCUUUCUCUCUCGAGCAGGACAAGGACAGCGGGGUGGGCAACGGCCACUCCAAAAACGGUUCCAGCGGUACAGGCUGGACGCUGGACUCGGAGGCAGCCGCCACAUUGCAAAGGCGAGAGCCUGGCGUGUCUGGGUGCAUGAAUCCUGCUUUCAUUGAUGAUGAUGACGACGACGAAGACAACGCAGACAAGGACAACUCCAAAUGUGAAAGCGCGAGAGGACAAGGAGUCGGGAAAGACCAAGGUUUCUAAGAAGAACAAGGAAGCCAAAAACCAGAAAGGCUCCUCCAAAACAUCAAAAAGCCCAAAGAGCGCGAAGACUCCCAAAAGCCCCAAAGGCAGCAAAAGUCCCAAGAGCGCGAAGAACGAGAAGAACAAGGACGCAGACAAGUCCGCGGCCAGUGAAGAGCCACCGGAGAGAGCUGUAAGGAGAAUGGAAAUAUUUCUAAAGGAGUGGAGGAUCCCGUCAGCGCUGUGCACGGCGUAGCUCAUGAGACGACAGACAUCGGCCAGACGACAGCGCAGGCUGAAUGUCACAAAGACGAAAACCAAGACACAGCUGUCCAGGAGGAAAAUACCUCUGCAGGUCCAGAGGGGGAGGCAGGGAAAGAAACAUCUAACGAAGACGCGGAGAAGGGGAAGGUGGAGGUCGUAGUGGACCACGAGCUUCCUCCGAGAGACCUUCGGGAUGGACUGGUGCUGCACAUGGAAAAUUCUGGAGAAUCCGGCGACAGGGAAACUUCACCAGAAUCUUCGACCGACGACAAAGAAAACCACCCAGACCUGAGCACAAAUUUGUAAAAAGAGUUUUCCACGACCCAGUUCUUUCCGAAGUGGGUCACGUCCUCACCUGAUGUUGAGAGCUGGCAUUCGAUUAAUUGCGAGAACUGCUAUGUUUAUUUCUAGAAACGCAAAUGGCUGGAGAACCUCAUUGGCACUUGGCAAGUUGAGUGUGUACAUACACAUUUUGUGGGAUGCCGACCGAGCGAGCGCUUUGAUCUCACGGUUUUCUCUUCGGUACAUAAGGUGCAGAGUUCGUUUACCUGAUUUCUCAGGUGACAAAACAUGCAACGAACAUCUCCUUUGUCUUUCGGUUUCCUACUUUUAAUUAUUUUCGUUGCGGAAAUUAAGAAUGGGCAUUCAAAACUACUUCUGAUGAAAAUCAACAAUACCCUUGUAUCAUGAUCUCGCAGGUUUCGCCAUACAUUAAUCGUUUAUCGUACAAAUUUCUUUCGAAAUAAUGAAUAAUAUUAAAGUACAUUCCAGCUUUCCUGUUUUGAGCUGUAGAGGUUUUGACUAUGCAACAAAUAAGUGUAGUUCAACAGUAAAAUAUAAUCUGUGUCGAAAUUAUUUAUUAGGAAUGCCCAAGAUAGGCAUGUUGUGAUGUGUGUCCGAAAUCUGACACUUGUCAACUUCUCCUUGACGAACCGAACAACUGUCGAAUCUUGAAUAUCAGACCCUGCCAUGGGUACUGCCUUUAUCGGGGUUGGGGGGAUAGAAUCGCAGAGGUGUUGCUGCUGAAAAAUAUUUUCAAAACUGUCUUUACAAGUUUGCUUUGCAAGUAUAUAUUAUUACUGAAGGAUCAUUCGAUAUCACUGCAUAUAGAUAUAACAAUCAUAAAGACUUCUUCCUGUAUUUAAAACAACGAUUUGAUUCUACACAAAUGUUUCGUUUAUGGUAUUUCAUCUAAGGAAUGGAACCGUUGUUAAUGAAUUUGCUGUAUGCGCAGACUUGCUCCUUGUAGUUAUUGUCCACUUUCUCGAUGUGUCAAAAUACGGAGGGCAGUCAACACGUUUCUGUCUUCGCUUUUAAAAAUCCAUCCGGUUGCAGGUCUGCAAUACAGUUAUGAAAUGUAUCUGUGCUAAACAUUAAAGUGUUUUUUUAUUACCACGUGCACUUUCACAAAGCUCGCUGUUGAAGCGAAUGGCUUGUUCACCUUCUCAGAGGAAGCCAUGAAAACACGGGACUGAGGACCUUCACGCUCGGCUCUGACUGUGGCGCUGAACUGUUUGUACACAGCAACUAUAUUCACUUAAGGUGAUGCACAUUGCAAGGGUAAACUCGCAAAUGAUUUUUUUUGUUGCCAUUCAUCGAUGUAGAUUACACAACUGUUUGUGCAGUACUGCUGCUUGAAUCAUCGUGCAAGUUCUCAGUACCGGGUUCCUGAAAAAUAUGCAACAUGAUGUAUGAAUGAGACAAAAUGUAAUGAUUGAAUGUGUCCCACGACGUUUCUGUAUUUAUCGACUUUUUAUGCAAGUAUACAAGUAUCGUAGAAUAAAGUAUGUUGUUCUGAAA